Molecule: messenger RNA, 3134 nt
Organism: Callorhinus ursinus (northern fur seal)
Lineage: Eukaryota; Metazoa; Chordata; Mammalia; Carnivora; Otariidae
Gene: SCLT1
Product: sodium channel and clathrin linker 1
Biological process (GO): cilium assembly; clustering of voltage-gated sodium channels
Cellular component (GO): centriole
Source: RefSeq, a predicted model, not a curated record
GACGGCGUUACCGUCUCCAAGGAGCGGUCCGGGGCACCGGUUUCAAAGUCGCAGGGCGGGCCGAGUGGACUUCCGCUGCUGGCCCCGGGUUUCCCCGCUGUCCUGGAGUCAACCGCUCCACCCCAAACGCUCUUCCGGGGACGCCGUCACCCGGCUUCUUGCCAGCUCCUUCGGCUAUCUCCUAAGUGGCCCGAUACGACCCCGAGUGACCUGCGGGACGCCUAUAGCCACCUGCGUCCCCGUUUUACCCGGCCGGGAUUCGGGUGAACGUGGAACAAAAUUCACUUGGCGGGUCCCCAGCAGACCUGAAAUCUGAAGUCUGUUGCUUGAGCGACGGGCUACGCUGGGACUCGGGAGAAGAAGGCGCGGCGGGGCUGUUGACGCCGCGUGAGUAGGAUGCUGAUUACACCGCUCGAGUGCUUGACAACCUCCGGAGCGUUGCUUUAGUUUUGUUUUCCCGCACAGCGAGCUGUGGGGUUUUUCUUUUUCGGUGGUGGUGGGGGUCGGGGGGGGGGGGAUUGUUUUGUUUUUGUUGUUUUUGAAGAAAGUGAAGGUGGUGAAAGCUCCAAACUAAAAUUCUAUCGAAAUGGCCACAGAAAUCGACUUUCUGAGAGAUCAAAAUCAACGACUAAAUGAAGUACUUAGACGAUAUCACAUGGAGAACUUUUCCAAAUAUUCGUCGGUGCAGAAAACUGUCUUCAAAGGAGAUGGAGAUGACACAUUAGAAAACACAAUAGUUGAUCAAAGCUUUUUAGCUCCUCUUAUUAUUGAGUAUGAUAAGCAUCUGGAAGAGCUAAAUAGGCAGCUGAAAUAUUAUCAGAAACAUAUGGGCGAGAUGAAACUACAUCUUGAAAAUGUCAUCAAGGAAAACGAAAGGUUGCACAGCGAAUUAAAAGAUGCUGUUGAAAAGCAACUGGAGUCCUUUCCCUUUGGCACAGAUGUGGGAAAUGAUAUAUAUACAGAUGAUGAAACAGUUAGGAAUCUACGAGAACAAUUACAACUAGCCAAUCAAGAAAAAACUCAGGCUGUGGAACUCUGGCAGACUGUUUCUCAGGAGCUGGACAGACUUCAGAGACUUUAUCAGGAACAUAUGACUGAGGCCCAGAUUCAUGUAGUUGAAAGUCAAAAACAAAAGGAUCAAUUGACCAAUUUUCAACAAUUGACCAGGCAACUUCAUGUAACUAAUGAGAACAUAGAAAUGACUAACCAACACUUUCUGAAAACAGUAACUGAACAAAAUGUGGAAAUUGAGCGACUCCGAAAACAACUUAGGCAAGCCAAGUUAGAUCUGAGAGUUGCAGCAGCAAAAGUGGAAGAGUUAAAUAACACAACUGAAAAUCUUCAAGGACAAAUGCAAAAGAAGGAGGAGGAAAUGUUGUCUGCCCAAGGAAGAGAGGAAGCAUCAGAUAGGCGUUUACAGCAGUUACAAUCUAGUAUAAAACAAUUAGAAACAAGACUCUGUGUAGCAAUCCAAGAAGCCACCCAAUUAAGAGCACAAAAAACACAUUUGGAAAAACAGACUAGAGAAUUACAAGCAAAGUGCAAUGAAUUAGAAAACGAAAAAUAUGAAGCUAUUGUAAGAGCCAGAAAUAGCAUGCAGCUCUUAGAAGAAGCUAACCUUCAAAAAAAUCAGGCUCUACUUGAAGAGAAGCAAAAAGAAGAAAAUAUAGAGAAAAUGAAAGAAACAGUCUCUCGGCUUGUGCAAGAUGCUGCCAUAAGAACCAGGAAGGAAGUUGCAAGCACAAGAAAACAGUGUAAUGUACAGAUUUCUCGACUAGUAGAAGAACUGUCAGCCCUUCAAAUGGAGUGUGCUGAAAAACAAGGCCAAAUUGAACGAGCCAUUAGGGAGAAAAAAGCAGUGGAAGGAGAACUAGAAAAGAUUUACCAUGAAGGUAGAGUAAAUGAAAGUGAUUACAGAAAACUAGAAGAAAUGCACCAAAGAUGUCUGGUUGCAGAGCGUUCAAAAGAUGAUCUUCAACUAAGACUUAAGACAGCAGAAAAUAAAAUAAAACAACUUGAAAUAAAUUCCUCAGAAGAGAUAUCCCGUUGCCAAGAAAUGAUUCAGAAACUUCAAAACAUAUUGGAGUCUGAGAGAGAGAACUGUGGAUUUGUCAGUGAACAAAGGCUGAAACUUCAGCAAGAAAAUGAACAGUUACAGAAAGAGACUGAAGAUUUAAGAAAGCUUGCUCUCGAGGCUCAAAAAAAAGCCAAAUUAAAGAUCAGUACAAUGGAACAUGAAUUUUCAAUAAGGGAACAUGGAUUUGAAGUUCAACUGAGAGAGCUGGAAGAUAGUAAUCGAAAUUCCACUGUUGAACUGAGGCAUCUCUUAGUGACUCAACAGAAGGCAGCCAAUAGGUGGAAAGAAGAAACAAAGAAACUUACUGAAAGUGCAGAAAUUAGAAUCAGUAAUCUAAAGAGUGAGCUGAGUCGACAGAAACUUCAUACCCAAGAGCUGCUUUCUCAGCUGGAAAUGGCAAAUGAAAAGGUAGUUGAGAAUGAAAAACUAAUUCUAGAGCAUCAAGAAAAAGCCAACAGACUUCAAAGGCGUCUAAGUCAGGCAGAACAGAGAGCGGCUUCGGCUUCCCAGCAGCUCAGUGUGAUUACAGUGCAGAGAAGAAAAGCAGCCUCCAUGAUGAAUCUGGAAAAUAUUUAAAAAUAUUCAUAGUUCACUCACAGAACUUUAGAAUUGGGAAAGCUGUUGGACUAGAAGUGUAUUGAAAUGGUAAAAACCUGCAGAGAAUGGUUAAGGCUUGUGUCAUUUUGCAUAAGCAUUUUCCAUUCUGUUUUGAGGGUUAUGAGAAAACAGAACAGUGGCAGCUUCCUGUAAGUAAAGAAAAUAUAACCCUAUAUUGAGCUUCAGUGGAGAAUAAAGCCAACUGAGAAGAAUUCAUUGCCUUCAUCAACGUGUCUGUUUUUCAAUUCCCCCUUUCUUCCGUUGGAAGAGCAUAAUAAUUUUCAAACUAUACUAAUCAUGGGAAAGAGAUUUUUAAGACAAUGUUAGAUUUUAAUAUUUCAGGUUCCAUGAUUUGAGAAUUUUACAUCUAAUUGUUACUCCUAACUCAUUUUUUUAAGUUCCCAAGUAUCCAAUUUAUUAUAAACUCAUAAAUGUAAUAAAUUAUGCACUUUCUAAAAUG